AUGCCUCCCACGGCCCGCCGGCCCGCCAUGGAGCUCGGCCCCGACGGCCUGCUGGGCUCCCUGGAGGACCUGCAGGACCUGACGCUCACCGAGAGGCCGGUCCGCAGGAGCCUCAAGACGCCGGAAGAGAUAGAAAGGCUGACGGUUGAUGAAGAACUGAAUGAUAUCGAGAGGGCCGUUUAUCUGCUCAGUUGCGGUCAGGAUGUCCAAGGAACCAGUGUGUUCGCCAGCCUUCCGCACCUGACACAACAGGAUCCCGUGGAGACACUGCGGAGGGUCUUGCCCAAAGCCAGGGAAGUGCUGCAUGGCGCAGGGCUGGAGACGCAACUGACGGCUGCAGUGUCCUUUCUGACCAUCCUGAGAGAGGAAUCCUUAUCUGUCCAAACCUAUUCCCGCAUCUUCCUCCCUAUCAUCUUGCAGCACCUGGAGCACAGAGAUGCAGGUGUUGGAAAUGCAUGGCUGGAAACUCUGCUGGCGGUUAUAGAAACUCUACCUAAGGACACUGUGAGACGUGAGAUCCUGAGUCCACUAAUUUCCAAGGCGCAGCUCUCCCAGACACUUCGGUCCCGCUUGAUGAACUGUCAGAUUUUAGGAAGAUUGGCCAACAGAUUUGAAGCCCACACGCUCAAGAGGGAGAUCCUGCCCCUGGUGAGGUCACUCUGCCAAGACGUCGAACAUGAAGUGCGAUCUUGCAUGUGCCGGCAGCUGGAGAUGGUCGCUCGGGGCGUCGGGGUGGAACUGACCAAGAGCGUGGUGCUGCCCGAAUUGACGGAGCUGGCCCGAGAUGAAGGUGGUGGCGUGCGUCUCGCAGCCUUCGAGACCUUGGUCAAUCUGCUUCCUGUCUUCGACACAGAGGACCGGAGUCAAACUGUGCUCCCUUUAGUGAAAGAAUUCUGCGACCAAUGUUUCCAGGCGGAUGAAUCUAUUCUGGUUUCUUUCUCUCUCCACCUGGGGAAACUCUGCCACGGACUAGACGGGAUCCUAACUCCGGAUCAGCAUUUGAGGUUCCUGGAAUUUUAUAAGAGACUCUGCACAUUGGGGUUCCAGCGGGAAAAUGGGCCUGAUGAGAAUCAGACACCACCGGGGACCCUGGAGCGGGAGAAGAGAUACGUCUGCGUGCGGAAGAACUGCGCCUACAACUUUCCGGCCAUGGUCAUCUUUGCGGACCCCAAGAAAUUCCACCCGGAACUCGGUUCGACUUUCUUCCGCCUCUGUCGCGACCCAGAAGUCCCAGUCAGAUACGCCGUCGCCCUCGGUUUCUAUGAAGUUUCCAGGCUUCUGGAUUCUGGAGUGUGUCUCAUCCAUCCUGAGCUAGUCACGCUGCUGCAGGACGAAUCACUGGAGGUACUGGAUGCAUUGACAGAACGUCUCCCGGAGAUCCUUGAGCUCGUUACCUCUGGUGGAGAGAGCACUGCACAGGAGCGCAAGCCGUCUCCUGUCCCUGACCUGAUUCCAGCACUGACCACAGCAGAGCGGCGGGCUGCAUCCUCUCUGAGAUGGCGGACUCAUGAGAAGCUGCUGAGGAAACUGGCCUGCCUGCCUCACGUCAUUUCGAGUGACCAGAUCUAUCGCCGCUUUUUACCCAGGGUGCUGACGGUUGUGACGACCAACAAUGUCUUACCUGUCCAGAAGGCCGCCUCCCGGACCCUAUGCAUCUUCCUACGUUACAAUCGUAGACGCGAACAGAGGCGUGAGGUCAUUCAGAAGAUAAUUGAACAACUUGGUCAAGGGAGGAGCUGUUGGAAUAGGCUGCGGUUUUUGGACACCUGUGAAUUUAUCAUCGAGAUCUUCUCCCGCUCCUUUUUCUGUCAAUAUUUUUUUCUUCCCGUCCUGGAGCUGACUCACGAUCCAGUGGCAAAUGUGAGAAUGAAACUCUGCCACCUGUUGCCCAAGGUCAAAUCGACCCUGAAGAGUUCAACGGACAAACGUCUGCUUCAGCAGUUGGAACUGUGUGUAAGGAAGCUCCUCUGUCGGGAGAAAGAUAAGGACGUCUUAGCUCUUGUCAAAAAAACCGUGGUGGAGUUGGACAGGAUGGAGGUAGCGUCCAUGGACACUUUUCAGGAAAGAUUUUCUGAAGAAGAUUUAUCAGAUCAGGAAAAAGAAAGAGAAGAGCUCCUCCUUUUGGAAAUGGAACGAUUAGAGAAAGAGAAGCAGCAGACCAAUGGAAGACUGAGCAGCGAUAAAGCCCCGGAGAAGAAGCGUCGAGACAGUAAAACGGCAGCAUCUCUGGCACCAAAUCUUUCAACUGUCAUUGUUGGAAUCUCCACUCCGGCUCCAUCGACAAGCCGAGAGAUCAAGGGAUCCAAAUUGGUUCGAAGCCAGUCCUUCGGCAGUCAGGCUCUUCACCCCAAAUCGGGCCAUGUCGACAAAUGCGCUAACCAAGGUUUUUCCACGGGCUAUUCCCCAUCCCUCUCUGGCCUAGGAAAGAAUCCUUCACAAUCAUCGACCGACGUUCUGUCUCAGAUUCAUGACACCCCUUUGCCUGGCACCUCCCAGAUAGCUGACUCAACUGACAUGAAGAAUGACAGCCGUAGAGAUCCUCCACGACGGAAGGGUUCCACGUGAGACCAGCCACCUACUCUCUGAUACUUCGGAGAAGCAAGCAACUUCUUUGCGAGGAAGCUUUCUAAGAUAAUUUGAGGAGCUGAUUUUUCUGGGCUGUUCAGAGUAACAUCUCCCCUUCAGGAUUCUCUCGGGCUUUCUCAAUGAGUGGAAAAUCCAUCCCGGCAAUGUUUGGUUCUCUACUUUUUUGGGAUUAAAAAAAAUAUGAAAAAGCCUUCAUCUCUUCCAUGACAAGACCACUUAAUGAAGAACAUAGUUCCAUUUUGCUUCCCACGACUGCAUCAGAACAGAUCCAUUGACCAUCUGAGAGAUUCCUACAGAGCUUCCAUCUGGGAAAUGUUCAUACCCACUGAAAUCCCACAGUUGUGGAAGUUUCCCUAGAAUUCAGACAAUAUGGCGUGUUCGAAUUAUCUUUUGUGAAUACAACCCUUCAGAUCUAAUUCAGAGGUCAAAGGAAAAUUAGAAUAUCCCCAUUGCCUCCUCAUCUGACCUCCGAAUUGAUCCUCAGUCCCUCCCAUCCAUAAUCUUGGUCGAAGCGACUGUCAGGUGUGAUGUGGAGCAGGAGCAUCUGAUGGGCAGUAUGACUUUCAGUGUCUAAGACCCUCAUGCGUCUGAGGCUGUUGGCACCUGAGGGCAUGUGCUGAGGGUUGGUGGGAGGCGGCGAAUGUGUUGCUACAUGCUCUUUAACAAUUCGUGUCAAAAUGACACCUCACUGGUGUGAGUGGUGGUGGCCCAAAUUGAUGGGGUACUCUCAGUUGGCUCGGUGGGGCAGGUGGGCUCCCUUCCUUCUCCCUGAAGAUUGAAAGGGAAGAUAUGGCUGUGAGGGUGCUUACCUUGGCCCUUUGAGGGUUCUACGCCCGUGCUGGUCUGAUAUGGAGACAUUGCAAACGUGACAACAGUAAGCUUUUAAAUAGGGCAUUAAACUUAAAAGUUAUUUAAGUGCAGUUUCUUUCAAAGCCUAAAAACUCAUGAGAAGGUUCCACAUUUUACUCUGGUUUCAGAUGGAAGUAGGUGGCUUCAGGUCAGUGUAGCUGUCAUGGGGCUCCAAUCAGUGGGUCCAAGAUCUUUCCCAAAUUAGAUUCCGUUAUACUGUAAUGGUAUUUGUAUGUUUUGAGUGCUUACUAUGUUCCAGGCACUGCACUAAGUUCUGGGAUUGAUAUAAGGAAAUUGGAUACAAGUACAUGGGGCUAACAGUCUUAAUUCCCAUUUGACAAAUGAGGUAUCUGAG
Messenger RNA from Tachyglossus aculeatus (Australian echidna), 3790 nucleotides. RefSeq names its product protein phosphatase 4 regulatory subunit 4 (gene PPP4R4). NCBI's taxonomy places the organism in Eukaryota, Metazoa, Chordata, Mammalia, Monotremata, Tachyglossidae. The transcript is spliced from 25 exons. The coding region runs from base 1 to 2565 and encodes 854 amino acids. Gene Ontology annotation, molecular function: protein phosphatase regulator activity. The record is from RefSeq and is a predicted model, not a curated record. Gene Ontology annotation, cellular component: protein serine/threonine phosphatase complex; cytosol.